This is a messenger RNA of Paraglomus occultum, 225 nucleotides long. NCBI's taxonomy places the organism in Eukaryota, Fungi, Glomeromycota, Glomeromycetes, Paraglomerales, Paraglomeraceae. The record is from the annotation of a GenBank genome assembly.
UUUCACUGUUGCUUCUCAUUCGAGCAAGAUUCAUAUGAUGAAGGCGGGUAUAUUAAAAUUACUAGAAUUCAUCAUGAUCAUUAAGGUGGAGUCAGAAAGUACCGUGAAAGUGGAACAUGAUAAUGACAAAGUUCAGAUUUUGAAAAGAAAGUUUAGUGACAUUAUUCAAACAAAGUCAUCACCAUCAAAGGUCACAAAGCAGUCAAUGCUUUUAUCGAGGCCAAC